CGGCCAUCCCCGCGCGGGGGAGGCGCGGCCAUGGCUGCGCCCUGAGGAGCGAGAGGCGGCCCCGUCGGUGCAGCAGUUCUUCACUUUUGCCUAAAAUGGCCAAGCAAAAUUCUCCAUCACUGGUUGAAGUUGUAAAAGAAGUUGCAGAGCGGCAGCAUUUGCAGGCAUCAGAGAUAGAAAAAAGCAAAACAGUUCUUUUCCAAUUGCAGGCAAAGUUUCAGGAACUAGAAAAGGAAAUGAAUUCUAUUCUGUUAGAAAAAAAGGCAACAGAAAGGGAAAUACAUCUGCAAGAUGAUGCCAUAGAAGUGACAAAAUAUCACUGUGAAAAUCUGGAGGCCCAAGUCAGAGCCCAGUAUUCUGAAAAUUUAAAGCUGAGGUGUGAUGCAGAAACAGUGCAAGAAGAAUUUGAGGUGAUACUUGCAAGAAAUAAUGAAUAUCGGGAAAAAAUAAAGAAUCAUAAACAUCUCUUUUGGGAGAUGGAUAAUAAAAUGCCAAUAAUGAUUGAGCUUGCUAAAAAGAAGGCUAUUGUUGAAGAAUUAAAGACAAAGAAAGAGGAGUUAAUGCAUGAUCUCCAGAAUCCAGAAGGAUCUGUAAUAAAACAAGUACAGGAAGAAAUUGCACUUCUAAAAAGUGAAAUCACAACAUUGAAAGAUUUCAUCAAUCAAAAAACAGAUUUGCUGGAAGAAGAGAAAAAAAAGCAUGCUAAGCUUAGAAAAGAAAUUGAGGUACAGAAUAAAAGAUAUGAUGCUAUUUUAAAACGUUUGCAUUGCCAACUGAACAAAGUCCAUUCAAAUAAAAGACAAUGGCACUGGAACAUUCAGCAGUUGGAGAAGAAGGCAACAGAACUAAGAAAGUGUCUUGGAGUAGUGGAGUUACAAAAUAUCAUGUAACAAACAUAACAAAGCUAGAAUGUAGGUAAUCUUUUCCAGGCAGGGGAGGCUUUUGUUGUGGAAAUACUACAACUCUUAAAUAGCAUGGUAACUGGGCCAGACCUCAUUGAUUUCUUUCUUUUUAAAGUUUUUUGCAUUUUCAUUUUCUAGACUAAACUAAAAUGGUUUUCUGUUUGGUUGGGCUUUUUCGGUUUUGGGAGUUUUGU
This is a messenger RNA of Lepidothrix coronata (blue-crowned manakin), 1096 nucleotides long. It is a transcript of the gene CCDC122, whose product is annotated as coiled-coil domain containing 122. The record is from RefSeq and is a predicted model, not a curated record. Lineage: Eukaryota; Metazoa; Chordata; Aves; Passeriformes; Pipridae. Bases 96 to 890 code for a protein of 264 amino acids. The transcript is spliced from 5 exons.